Molecule: messenger RNA, 1376 nt
Organism: Gigantopelta aegis
Lineage: Eukaryota; Metazoa; Mollusca; Gastropoda; Neomphalida; Peltospiridae
Product: cubilin-like
Exons: 11
Coding region: 69-1376 (435 amino acids)
Molecular function (GO): protein binding
Source: RefSeq, a predicted model, not a curated record
GUUCGUGUGUGUAGGUGUGGAGGUAACAGUUACUAGACGGGUGUUGGCGGAAUCCGCCGGAAUUCAACAUGGAGGGGUUCCCAAUUGGAUUUGUUGUACUAUUAUUCGUCUUUUGUUCUCGGUCACUAGCAGGUGAAGAAUUACAGUACACCACACUCGGACAGCUGGCAUUCGGAUGUCCACAAGGAUGGAAGGCUUUUGAAACUAACUGCUAUUUCCUGGCGGAUUUUAAAAUGGAAUUUGAAGACGCUGAGGAAACAUGUGAAAACCUGGGUACUAUGUCUUUAAAAAUAGACGAUGACAUUGAAAAUAAGAAGAUCGCCGAGUUUGCUAGAAACGUUUCCUGGACCAGGUUUUGGAAUGGACAAAAAUAUUCAGAUUCUACAAAGUGUGAUGGUAUUUGGGGUAAUAAUCAGCCGCCAGAAGGCACUCAAGAUGGCGCCUGUGUUUCUGUUGGUGAAAAUGGACUGUGGAAAGUCACAAGCUGCAAAGAGUUAUUGCCAUUCGUUUGUAAGAAGCCAGCAUGCAUCAAUGGAACAUCCGACUGUGGAAAUGGAAAGUGCAUUAAUACCAAAUGGUUUUGUGAUGGGAUAAAUGACUGUUCAAACAACUUGGAUGAAAUGAACUGUGCUAACAGGUGUUCAUUCUACAAGACUGGUGCAUCAGGAACCAUCACCCAGGGUUCAUACAAGCCCAAUGCUGACUGCUUUUGGACCAUUGAGGGCCCAGUGGGAACCCAGCUUAAAUUAACAUUCACCAGAGUGAGAACAGAAAAGGAUCGUGACAUUAUUGAGGUGUGGGGAGGAUCAAAGUCACUGAAAAGUAGUACCAAACUGACGACUUUAUCGGGUGAUUCUGACAACCGUGUUGUGUACAGCUUUAACAACUUUCUGAUCAUCAGAUUUAGAUCAGAUGCAACAGUGGAGUCAUCUGGAUUUGUAGCCACAUGGAGAUCAGAUGUGGCUGAAUUGUCAAGAACUGUUCAAGACAUCGCAGCUUCUGAUAACUGGCAAAGUCUGUCUUCUCCAUUUUACCCAAGCACUCCUCCGUAUGGUUUCUCUCGUCAUUGGCUCAUUACAACAGAGGCUGAUUCCAUUCUAACACUAGAGAUUCUGGAAGUGGAUCUGAAUUCAGAUUGGGAGUUGCUGAUUUACGACGGUGACAGCUACAUGGAGCAACCAGUGACAAUCAAAAUGUCAUCUGACCUGCGGUCUCCACCUAUCUACAUUUCUUCAAGCAACAAAAUAAGAGUCGUUUUGAAAGGAAUAAAAAUCAUGUCUGGCAAAGGGAUCAACAUGAGGGUGAAAAAGGUUGAGGAUGGAGCAUGGAAGUUCUUGGGACAUUUGCUACAAGGUUCAUACCCGGUGAUGGAGUAA